UCUUCAGUCAGUACUCGCACGCCUCCGUUGUCGUUUGUGUCGUGUACCGAGCUCGUCUCGCGAAUUUCUUUUCGGCGCCGCAUUUACGUGUUUUCCGCGCGCGUUUAAUACCGCACGAUACUUUGGCUUAUCGACAUAAUUUUUUUUUCGUGUGUGCUAUUUUAUCAUUUUUAUACACGUAUUGCUGUAAAAUAGGUUUUUUUUGAUUUUUAUUCUUAUAGUUAUUAAUUUUUUUUCUAAAUCGUCUUCUCCGAAUAAACACGGGUGCUAAUCGUGUCGGUAUAGUAUAAUAUACCUACGGGGAGGUGAAAAUUAUUGUCUCGUUUUCGCCAUAAGUGUCCGUGAAGGAUAAUGUUCGAACCGGUGUCGGCGGUCGGACCCCGCGGGAAUUUCCAGCAGAUCACUUAACGCGAAAGCGGCGACUGCGUAUUAUAGGGAAACACACAGCACCUCCUCACGACUUUGCAGGCUCUUCCGGUUCAGACCGUGAUCCAGUUGUCGCAGACGGUACCGAACAGCAACACCACUACAACCGCCAUCACCACCACCACCACCACCAACGCACUGCAAGUACAUGGCGGCCGAACGACAGCAGACGUCGACGGUCCGACAGGCGUCAGCGGUCGGCCGGUGGGCCGUGACCGCGGCGCUUUGUCUGGCGGUCGCGGUAUACGCGUGGCACGCGCAUUCGGUCUUGGAGCGCCGCGUGGCCACGCUGGAAGCCGCUGUAGCGGCCAUGCAGCUGCGGCUGUCGGGCGAUUACCAGACGGCGGCCGCGAUGGGACUCGCGGAUCAGCCGCUCAGGAGCAAGCGGGACGCGACGUCCGGACAGUGCCUGUGCCCUCCCGGGCCUCCUGGUAAACGGGGAAAGCGAGGGAAGAAAGGCGACACCGGCGAUCCAGGACCAGCGGGCCCGGCAGGUCCACCUGGAAAAAAUGGUUUUCCGGGCUCAAAAGGAAUGAAAGGGGCCAGAGGUUCAAUGGGACCCAUUGGAUUGGACGGACCAAAAGGCGACGUUGGUCAUCCGGGUGACAAAGGACAGAAAGGCGAUUCCAGCGCUCCGAAUUUUGACAUAUAUGCCGCGGUUAAGGGAACCAGCAGUAAACGAUCUGUUACAACAUUGAGAGGAGGUACUCUCGGAUACGCAGAAAUCGUAGCCGUUAAGGGUGAGCCAGGAGAGCCAGGACCGCCAGGGCCUAUUGGGGCACGAGGACCCGAAGGAGCAAUGGGGGUGGAAGGUAAACAAGGACCACCCGGCGCUCCAGGAUUGGUUGGACCGAAGGGCGACCGAGGAGAACAAGGGCUGCAGGGCACACCUGGUCUACCUGGACCAAUUGGCGAAAAAGGUCUUAGAGGCGAUAAAGGUGAUCGAGGAUUGACGACGACGUUAAAAGGCGAUCAAUUCCCAACAGGCAUUAUCGAGGGUCCACCAGGACCACCGGGACCACCUGGAUUACCAGGUCACAACGGCACGGACGGUAUCUCGGAACCAGGUUUACCGGGACCCCAAGGACCUCCCGGCCUGCCAGGCUUAUCGGGUCCUAAAGGCGAAAAGGGAGAUUAUGGAGACAUUGGACCUCCCGGUUUAAUGGGACCUCCUGGUUUACCAGGUCCACCUGGAUAUCCAGGCCAAAAGGGUGACAAAGGUGACAAAGGCGAGUCGAAAUACAACAAUAAGAAGAUCAGAAGACGACAAUUCCAAGGCGACGGCGCUUUCGAAACGAUUAAUGAACCACAGUUAGUGGGACCUCCUGGACCACCUGGACCGCCUGGAUUACAAGGUCCUCCUGGUAUUAAAGGCGAACGAGGCAAAGACGGCGACAAAGGCGAAAUAGGUGAAAAAGGAUCUAAAGGCGAUCCUGGCCCAAUGGGUUUACCCGGCCCAAUGGGACCCAGAGGAGAUUCCGUCCAAGGAAAGACCGGCCCGACGGGUCCUCCAGGACUGGACGGGAUGAAGGGUGGUCAAGGGGAGCCCGGUACCAAAGGGGAACGCGGAGAUCCUGGCCUGCCUGGUACGGAUGGCAUUCCUGGUGGUGAGGGUCCCAAAGGAGAAAAAGGUUAUAAAGGCGAACCUGGUCCGAUCGGUAAAAAAGGCCGUAAGGGCGACAGAGGUGACAAAGGUGAUCAGGGAGUACCGGGACUAGACGCACCGUGCCCCAUCGGACUGGAUGGGUUGCCGCUGCCUGGAUGCGGUUGGAGGCCACAAAAGGAGCCGACGACUACGACGAAAUCGUACCGGUCGCAGACCACUGCAGAACCACCAGCCGACGAUUAUGACGAAAACGGCGGUGGCGGAGGCGGUAGUGACGAGGAAACUGGUGGUGAUUAUGGUGACGAGUACACCGACGAGACGAACAAUUAUGACCCAAACGUGAAAUAAUAACAUAACUUGCGUUUGUUGUGUCAGAGAAGUUCAACGUCGACGACAACAAACUGCUUUAAACCAAAGUUUGGUGUACAUAUUUUUAUAAUGUUAUUGAUCACCAUCGACUUACGACAGGAUCAUUGUGCACCGCAGUUAUUACGUCAUUAUGUUAAUUAUAUAUUUUAAACUAAGUAAAUGUAAAUAAAUUUUAUAUAAAAACAUAUUUCUGUUCAGAUCAGCUCAGCUCAGUUGUUGUAAUAGGAACCAUGAUUUAUGCAAACGAAUGGAUUUAUUAUAUUUUUAUCGUGUUUGAGUACAAUAAUUAUAUUAUAAAUCAAAACCUUUUGUGUUAUGUCCCUUUCCACUCAAAAUCAACCCAGUUCCUCGAUAGGUAACUUAUAAUACUGACGAUCAUUCAUCGACAUCUGUUUUUAAUCUGUGCAUACUAUACUAAGGAAUUUUAAACUAUGUUAAAACAAUAAUAGUUUUGAGUAACAUAAUAUUGAAUUCUUGUUUUGGUAUUCAUUAUUUGCUGUUUAAAACUUUUAUUACAAAAAUAAUAUAAUUAACCGUAAAACCUACAUUAUAUAUUUUGUUACUGAAUUAUAAUUUUAGCUUUCAGUCCUCAAUACUUGGAUAUUUUGUUGUUCACUCCAAUUAUUAAUUUAUUACAAAUAUGUGUAA
Melanaphis sacchari is the source of this 3049-nucleotide messenger RNA. Its product is annotated as collagen alpha chain CG42342. NCBI's taxonomy places the organism in Eukaryota, Metazoa, Arthropoda, Insecta, Hemiptera, Aphididae. The transcript has 27 exons. The coding region runs from base 575 to 2380 and encodes 601 amino acids. The record is from RefSeq and is a predicted model, not a curated record.